This is a messenger RNA of Penaeus indicus, 4998 nucleotides long. RefSeq lists its product as uncharacterized. The transcript is spliced from 11 exons. NCBI's taxonomy places the organism in Eukaryota, Metazoa, Arthropoda, Malacostraca, Decapoda, Penaeidae. Gene Ontology annotation, biological process: negative regulation of voltage-gated calcium channel activity; negative regulation of calcium ion-dependent exocytosis. Gene Ontology annotation, cellular component: plasma membrane; secretory granule. The record is from RefSeq and is a predicted model, not a curated record. The coding region runs from base 321 to 4100 and encodes 1259 amino acids. Gene Ontology annotation, molecular function: transmembrane transporter binding.
CGGGAGGGCUGGCACGGCGGUCGUCUACUGAUUCAGUGAGGAACCAGCUCUCCGACCACUCGCUCCUGUUUGUGCAAUGCCAGGAAAAUCAUAAUAAAAGAAAAAUGUAGUGUAAAAAAAAAAUAUUCGUCAGAUAUGUCUGCGAAAUAAAAAAAGGAAAAGAAAAUGAGUGCGGCGAUGCCAUUGCCGCAGUAACGAACGACUAAUCUUCGCAGUAAACUGAUCAACAAGAGAGCUCCAAUGUAUUAUCAGGAAGAACUGUCAUCUCCACAGUCGUGUUUUGUUUUCAUUUUCUUGUUUUACGACUCCAUUUCUCCACUAUGGCGUGCACUUUCCUUCGCAUUGUUCAGGCAGCCGUGAAUCUAAGGAGGAGGUUUGAGUGCGCGAUCCAGUCCUCGUUCGAAUCCGUUGAAAGCGGCGAGGGAUUAGACAGACACGGUGAUCAGGAAGGCACCGAGGAAAAUGGGCAAUCUCAACCCUGUGAGCAGGAUAUGAGCACAAGUGAACAGCUCUCUCGAAACUUCCAACUGUCAUUCACUGACCCUGACGAAGAUACUGAUAACACAUUAGGAAAUAAGGCCAAGAGAGAGGACAACAUGACAUUCAUUCGGUCAGACGAAGCUACCGACGAAAAGGAAAACGGCGCUUAUAUGGACGCUGUUGCAUCCAGCUCGAUUGAAAUUCUCGAAGAAAACGAGUUUGAUUUCGAUCUCGCAGAAAGUGGGAAGAGCGAAGAGUUUACAGAAAACGGGCACGGUAGUGUGAGUGCGGGAACUAUAAGAAAAGUAGAUGAUGUCGUUCAGAAAAAGACGGUAGUGCAGGUAAAUGAGGUUAGUGGUUCAGAUAAAAGUAGUGACAGUGACAGUAGUAGCGAGAGUCGGUGUAGCAUCAAAUCGGUAAGACUGCGAUCUGCCGAAGCGGUUUCGCCGUCGAGUGGCUGCAAACCGGCCAAGCUAAUUAGAAGUGACGCCUUAGAAACAAAUGCGGAAAAGGAAGCGAGUAAUCUCCAGUGGGUCAUUUACGUGAAAGAAUCCGGCAGUGAAUUGGUGAAGAAGGAAGGGGAGAAGGAGAAUGAAGGAAGCAGUAGCACAGAGAGCGAUAGCCAGAAAACGGAGUACCUGGGUUAUUCCGAGUGGCUCCAGAAGGGCGGGGGCGAAGGGAGCGCGGAGGGCGGGAGUACCUCGGGCAGCAGCCAAGCCUCCCCCGAACAGGUUUCCGACGCGUCUGACCCCGAUUCCGAGAGCUUCCUCGACGACGAGGACGAGUUCAUGGUAGAGGCUUCCUUUGAGGAUUCCUUUGUCGAUGAUGGUUUCGUAAGUUUGGAACUGGACGAGUACGAUGAUGACGUCAUUAUCGAAGAAAACGAGGAGGAUUUGGAGAGAGAGCGUUUGGAGGAACUCAUGCUCGAGCAGAGAAGACGGUUCUUCGCUGAGGGGCCUGGCCGUGGCGAGCCAUCAGAACACAGGAAGCUCAGCCGGCAGUACAGCCCUGCCGUUUACCUCACCGAACCGCUCCCAGGCAUCCCCGAGUCCAAGAUCGUUCAAGAGAGCUCAGAGGACGGCGGGAGUGGUCGCUUGCGGUACACUUCAUCUUAUAGAAGCGGCCGUGGCAGCAAGCGGAGCCUGAGGUCGCCGCCCGUCCAGCGCCAGCGGUGUGUGCAGUUGGAGGGGGGCGAAGGCGACGACGACGGGGCGGGGGUGCCAGGCCGGUCUCCCCGCCCUCUCCCCUCUUCGGCCGAGCACAGAGACGUCGUCCUAGAGGUUGACCCCAUCCGAGUGACGACCGAGACGCCCUCGCCGGAGGUGCCUGUCGUGGUGGUGGCGACGGCCGAGGGCGGCACGCGCACGCAGGCCCUGUACCGCCUCCGGGGGCGGCCCGCUCAGCCCUCCUCCUACAACCACAGUGCCUCCGCCGGAGACCCGCUCCCGAGAACACACACAUAUCACAAAUACGGCAGCGCCAGCUUCGACCUCGCGAGGCCCAGCGGCUACGAGAAGGCGCGCGCGGCCUUCCACACGAGUCGCAGCAGCUUCGAGGGCGACCGGCGGCUGUCCCUGAGCGCCCGAGGGGCAUGUGACAGCUUCGAUAAGGGCGUGGGCUCGGGCAGGCACUUGCCAUCCAUGGAAACGGCGUCCAGGCCGUGCACCAGCGGCAACGCCAACGAGCGGGCGCUGCCGGAGGGCCCGCCGCGAGGAGGCUUCCGCCGUAGCCGCAGCGAGAGGGUAGCCGGCGGGUCCUCGUCGGGCUCGUCGCCGGCGCGCAGCGAGUCCCUCCGUGUGGCCAGGACGCGGCCACGCCUUCAGGACGUCGAGAUGACCGAGAUCUGCGCACCCCGCAGGAUGCACUACGACGAAUAUAGACUGUCGGCCGACCUGAGCCCGACGGCGCCCGUGGUCAGCAGCGGCGAGAGCGCCGUGGCGACCUCCGGCAGGUACUCCUGGCGAUCCGUCGGCGUCGCGGGCCUUCGUCAGUCGUCCCUCGAGAGCGGCGAGCUGGAGGACCUGAUGGAGAACCGGAGGCACGUGGAGCAGCGUCGGCUCCUCCUCCAGGCUGACUCCACGACACCUUCGGACGAGGACGAGGAACCGAGGAGCAAAGUCAGAUACAACGACAUGGGUUCGCUCGAGCAGCUCAGGAUCUUCCAACAGGUGAACGAGGAAAUGGCUGACCUCUUGGACGACUCCAGUGUUGCCUCGAAUGACGCUCAGGAGAAGAUUAAGGUACAAUGCCGUGCCCUUUGGCAGCUGCGAGCUACCCUGGAGGAGGAGGACCCUGAGGAACCUGACUCGGACUCCGGCAGGAUGGAGGUCUUGAGUUCUCCCGACCACCACUCGCCGGGGAGGACCUCGGAUCUUGAAAACGUCACCAGCGCCACCAGCCACACCACGUCGUUCGAGAGCAACACCGACGCCAUCGUGGGCGGCGAAUCGGGCGGCAUAGAAGGCAACGCGGGCGAGGUGGUGAGCGGAGUUUGUCGCGAGGACGUAGGCGGAGUCUGUCGUGAGGAAGUGGGAGGAGUCUGUGGCGAGGAAGUGUCCCAGGGAAGAGCAGAGACCGAGGCACCGCAGACGACCCUCACCCUGCCGUCUUCAGAAGCGAGGCGCACCUCCUAUAGAGCCAUAUUGGCCAGCAGACUAAAGCAACUGGACGCCUCGACUCGACCGCCGCUCUCAGCAGAGAACAGCUUCGAUUCCGUGGACACCGAGUGCUCCUCGACGACGGACCUGAGUCGCCCCGAGGCCCUCACCACGAGCUUCGACUCCACCACGGACUGCCCGACGGACUCCACCAGCGACACGCACUCGCACCGCCUGCAGCAGAUGAAGGCCGACAGCGGCUACAGGAGUCUGGAAGCCAACAACGGCCGACCUCCAAAGCUCAGUAAAAAGCAGAUCCACUUCAUGGAGGACAGCGUGGAGGUCACCGAAGUGGACGUGGAGCGAGACCGCAGCCGGGAGCGCCCCAGAAGCACGGACUUCUCCCAGGACCUUCCUGACGAGCUGGGGGAUCCACAGAGCAAGAGAGAGAGGCUCAGGAAGAGUUUUGCUCAGUUCGAGAGGCGCACCAGCAAGUCCCUGACCAAGAAGCGCCGAGAGGCCCUGCGCGAAAGACACGCCUCCCUCGACACGGCGCUCAGCGUCCCCCUCUCCGGCCCCCUCAUCGGCGUGGGAGGCUCCCUUGAGGUCGACGCCGCCACCACCGACGAGAUCAGCGGCAAAAGGUCCGUGCUCGCGCGGUUCCUCCGGACGCACAGGUACCCGGCGGCCCACUAUCGCCUUCUGCAGCGCGACUACUCCAUAGACGAGAAAUCCGAUCGCCUGUUUAAGGAAUUCAGUCGGACGGAGGUCCCCUUGGAGUGGGAGCCCCCCAACAGACGGAGCUCUCGCUUCUACACCAGCAGGCGUCUCCACCGGCACCUGGACGCCGAAGGGUCGCCCAGGUCGCACCGCCGCAAGCUGUCGCCGCAGGACUCCAUCGAGGAGGAGGACCAGAUGGCCGCCGCCCUGUGGGAGGGGGAGGUCUCGCGGCCCGAGUCUCUGACGGGGUCCAUCGCGGGCGACGACGUGGCCUCCUUCGCCGUGACCGAGGAGGCUGAGUGACGCCCUUCGCUCUCCAGGGAGAUAAGGAUAUGACUGCCACACGCGAAGGAGAGUGGAUAGCGUUGCCUUGCCCAAGCAGUAGGGUGCCAGUCAACGAGGUGAUAUCCGAGACAGGUCCGUCGCUGCAGUCGGAGGACGGGGCAACCGAAUCAGUUGACGCGCGGGUUUUUUAUUGAUGGUGAAUAGUGUAUUCGCAUAUCCUUCUCUAUCGAAUCUCGUCGACUAGUUCAUUAUUAGCUCUUCUUAUUUGAGUCACGUAGUGAUAGUGUCAAGGUGGAUACAAAGUGAUUCGCGCGCACAGCGAUCUCCGUCGGUGGCAUAAAAAAAAAAACGAAGGGAUGGAAUUACAGUCAAACAAAUAUAUCAAAAAACAUUCCCGGAGACCAGAUAAUAAUAAUGAUGAGUAGCAAUAGAAAAAGCGUUCCCCUUAAUGUAUUUCACCUACAGUAAAUAUUUUUUCCUCCCUAUAAGCAUGUUGAAUACGAGUGUUCAAGAGGAAGCUGAAAGAUACAAGUUCCAGUCACAGAAACAGGAACGAUAUUGUUAGAAGUUAAACAAAAGACGAACGAAUGAAGUGGACAUGGAAAUGAGAUCAACGUAGUGGUUUUUUUUUCUUGCAGGGUUCUUACUAUCUAUUAAGAAUGAUAUUAUAUAGGUCCCAAAUAUACUUAUAAUGUUACAAGAUACAAAACGUAAGUAAUUAGAGGAUACAUGUGCUACACAAAGCCGACAGCGGUAUUCCAUGAGUGAAGUGCAUAUGUACUCGGCAAUACACAUUUGUGAUCAACUGUAGGGUUAAGAGAGUGUUAAAAGUGGAUGAUUUAUAACUUAAGCCCUGUGGUUUAGUGAUGAGUGUGUUUUGUACAAGAAGAGGAUCACAUGAAACAAUCAAGUAUUG